AUGGCCAGCACCCGGCGAAUGAGAGCAUUCAAACGGUGGAUGAAAUGCCAAUCAAUUGAAUACAGCGACGCACUCGACCUCGUCAUACAACAAGAAGACCUACAAAUAUGGGUGAAGGCAUUGUGUGAUUUACAUGAUGGCGACCUGAUUGCCACCAUCCCCAAACACAGUUGCCUGACCGUCAAGUCCUCCGCCGCUUGCCCACUCAUCCAAGAUUUCUGUCUUGAAGGUUAUAUGGCACUUUCCGUCGCUCUCAUGUACGAGAAAAGCUUGGGCCAACGCUCCCCUUGGUUUGGUUACCUCCAGCUCUUGCCUGACUGCAACCCUGAGGUGCCCUUGCUUUGGUCUAUCGAUGAAAUCGACCAACUCCUACUCGGCACAGAGCUUCAUAAGACGGUUAAAGAAGACAAAGCUCUUGUGUACAAGGACUGGAAAGCAUGUAUUGUGCCUUUUGUGGAGUCAGCUCCUAUAAAACUUGAUCCUAAUGACUUUGGAGUCGAACAGUACUUUGCUGCAAAGAGUUUGAUCUCUUCCCGUUCCUUUCAGAUAGAUGAACAUUAUGGAUUUGGGAUGGUUCCUUUGGCAGACCUAUUUAAUCACAAGACAGAUGCUGAGGAUGUACACUUCACCUCUGUAUCUUCUCAUUCCGAAUCCGACGAUGAUACUGAUGAAAACAUGGAAAAUCAGGUUGACAACGAUCUUGAUGGAGAUCUUUUGCGUCAAAAUGAAUCAGACAUUGCCUCACCAAAACGUUCUUUUAGUGCUGAUGGUGCAUGUUCCCCAACCACUGAAAUUUUGGAAAUGAUUUUGGUGAGGGAUGUUAAAGCUGGAGCUGAGGUCUUCAACACAUAUGGAUCUAUGGGUAAUGCUGCCUUGCUCCAUAGAUACGGAUUUACCGAACCAGAUAACCCAUAUGAUAUUGUGAAUAUCGAUCUAGAGUUAGUACUCCAAUGGAGUUCAUCUCAAUUUUCAUCUCGGUACACUAGGAGUCGUCUUUCUUUAUGGAGAAGAUUAUAUCAUCCUGAAUUGUCAAGCCUGCAGACGGAAUACUUUGAAAUAUCUUAUGAUGGUGAACCAGAAGUUGAGUUGCUUAAGUUGAUAUUCAUAAUGUUGCUACCCGAAAAGACGUACAAUGAGUUUUAUCUUGCGGUAUCAACUGCCCAGAAUUCUGAUAAGUCAAUAACAGUUAUAUCUAACAAGGAAAGAAUCAUAUUGGGCGAGGUCAGUGAAUGGAACAAGAAAGUCUUGCUGACAGAAGGGGUGCGAGGUGCUUUGUUGUCACUGGCAGAUAGUAGGGAAAUAUGUUAUGGGUUGAGGUCGAUGGAGGAAGAUGUGGAAGCACUUGAGAAGUGUCCUGUGAGGGAGAAAAAGUUGCAUCAUUCUCUGGUGCUGCGCAUCAGUGAGAGAAGGAUACUGGAGAAGCUUAGGACUUAUGCGUCUGCAAAGAAAUAAUGUAGGAAAGAGAUGACAGACUCCUGUACUAACAACAGUGGUUUGCUAAGCCUUUGUGCAUCCCGAUUUGAUCAUA
This is a messenger RNA of Cynara cardunculus var. scolymus (artichoke), 1528 nucleotides long. RefSeq names its product ribosomal lysine N-methyltransferase 3. The transcript has 4 exons. Gene Ontology annotation, biological process: peptidyl-lysine monomethylation. Lineage: Eukaryota; Viridiplantae; Streptophyta; Magnoliopsida; Asterales; Asteraceae. Gene Ontology annotation, cellular component: nucleus. Bases 1 to 1452 code for a protein of 483 amino acids. The record is from RefSeq and is a predicted model, not a curated record. Gene Ontology annotation, molecular function: protein-lysine N-methyltransferase activity.